This is a messenger RNA of Trichoplax adhaerens, 3072 nucleotides long. RefSeq lists its product as uncharacterized. The coding region runs from base 1 to 3072 and encodes 1023 amino acids. Gene Ontology annotation, molecular function: protein binding. Lineage: Eukaryota; Metazoa; Placozoa; Uniplacotomia; Trichoplacea; Trichoplacidae. The transcript is spliced from 19 exons. Gene Ontology annotation, biological process: negative regulation of stress fiber assembly. The record is from RefSeq and is a predicted model, not a curated record.
AUGAGUCUAAUUGGCAGUAGUUCAAAAGAUAGCAAUGCCAAAGACAGCUAUCGUAAUAGUAAACAUAUGGUUAAUUCAUCCAAUGGUAAAAAUCAUCAAGGGGAGAAAGAAGAUGAUAAUGUUAACACCCCUAUGCGAAUUAAUGCCGAACGAUUAUUUAUCAAAAGAAUAAACCUGCAUAACCAAAUUGCUCGUACAAUGCUAUUACGCGGAGGAGCAGAAAAUUUAAUAAGUGCUACCAAAGACAAGUAUAUUAAGAAUACAACCCAACAUCAACUGAAAUACUACAUUAAAAAAUUAAACAAACUUCAUAACGACCUAGGCUCACUAAAUAGCAAUUUGAUAUGUUUCCAAAAUGAAAGCAACAUUCAUCGAUCGGUGCCUAUGAUUACCUUUGGACUUAAAGUUGGUAAACCAAUAAAAUUUAUGUUCGCCUUCAAGGAUAUAAUUAGAGAUCAUUAUCAUGAAGACCCUGAUCUAUACGAAGAUGCUAUUGAAACUUUUACGAAAUUACGUGAGAACGCUUUGUCAGCGACACGAUCAGAAGCAGGCCUAAAAAAUUUAAUUGAAUACUUCAAUCAAUUAUAUUUUAUUAGCAAACGAUUUUUUCGUAUGAGAAAAAUUUUCAAUAUCCAAUUUUACUGGUUUGACUGUUUAAAUGGCGAGCCAAUAAUUCAAAAAUCAAUAAGUUUUGAAAAAGCAUCAAUUUUGUAUAACAUUGGGGCACUACUUACUCAGUUAGCUUCGAAGCAGAACUUUGUUACUGUUAAUGGAAUUUACGCAGCAAUUCAAUACUAUCAACGUGCAGCAGGCGCCUUCAAUAUGCUAUUGGAAAACUUUAAAAAUGCAGCAUCGUUUGAUUUAAGCGAAAAAAUGUUGCGAAUCUAUAUCAAGAUUUUAAAGGCUCAAGUUCAAGAAUGUUAUUACGGUAAAAUUGCUGUCACGAUGGACAGUAUCGAUAUUAGAACUAAAGUUAUUCUUUGCAGAGAAUCUGCUAUUGUUGGUAAGUGCUAUCAAGAGUUAUUUGAAUUCAUGCAAAAUGAUGCAAGUACAAAGUAUAUACCUGAAUCAUGGCGAUCAAUGAGCGAGGUCAAGUCCGCUAUAUUUACGGCGGUAUCUCAUCACUUUGCAGCCGAAGUUUUGAUGCAUUAUACAACUUCAACCAAAGUGGAGAGCACUCAAACGUUUUUAGCAGUGGUAGAAUCUAUGUAUGGAGAGAAGUGCCCACCCGAGUUAUGGAAAAAAAAUCAUUUAUUGCGAAGUGCUUUAGCGAAAUUUCAUUUGACUGAAGCCAUUAAUAAAGAUAAAAUGGCAAUGAAAAUUCGGGAUCGAUGUAUUUUUCUUCAGCAAAUGAAAGCUUUACAAAAGAUCUUGAUAAGAUCACAUAAGAUAUCUGUCAAUAUGAUAUCGUCCAUCUGGAAUCGAAAUAAUGGAUCAUUGGCAUCUGUAAUACCACCACAAAUUAAUGGUGCCUCACAAAAUCAAUUUCAAUGUGUUCAUCCUGUCUUUGGCAAGUCAAGCGAUCGUAGUGCAGAUCUCUUCGCUGCCUUGGGCCCUUUAAGCGUAUUUUGUGCCUCUGCAAUACUUUCAAACCUUAAAACCGUUGAAAUUCCCCUAACAAAUAAAACUAUUGGGUUUGAAUUGUCAAACAGUGCACCACCCAGAAUCGUUCGUGUGGAUGAAAGCAAAUUUUUGGUUGACACUUUAAAUGUCGAUGACUACAUCAUCAGUUUAAAUGAACGAAAUGUACGAAAUCUUAAAGGACCAGAGUUAAUGCAAGCUAUAGAACAAUGCGACGAAGAGUGUGUUCUAUGCGUGGCAAGAAUAGUUUUAAAUCCAUCCGAAUUUGAUUCUCCCCUACCACAGCCAAAACGGAAAGUUGGAAAUCCAGUGCAUGUUACAAUAUCAAUGGAAGGCGAAGAAGAGCGGAUAUUGCAUGCUAGAACGGUCGAACUUCCUGCAGUUAUUAAGCAUGUUGCAAAAGAUGAAGAUGUCGAAAACGAAAUCAAUGCUGUUGUCAACUCAAAUAAUGACGUGGAAAAUGAAGUUACAGCUAAUGUUGAGAUCCAUAUCUCCUCUGAGGAACCUGGACAGUACGAUCAAGAUGAAGUUGAGGAAAUGGAAGGCGGAGAAAGUGAAGAAUUGCAUUCGCUUCCACGUGAUAGUGAACAACAGAUUUCUGAACCUCAGGUCGUAGUGGAAAUUGAUCUUGUCAAUGAUGAUAAAGAAUCAUCCCAUAUUGACCGUCAUGAUGACAAGGAAGAUAUUGCCAAUCAUAUAUCUUUACCUCGAGCAAUGAUCGAUGAAAAUAGCAGCAAUCUAGAAACAACUGUCUCCAAUGACGAGCCUAUCAAUAAUGAAACUACAAUUGUAAGUACACUGCAGGCAGCAAAAAAUGAUUGUAGCGCUGACUUAACUGAAGAUGGUGAUAACCAACAAAAUAACCAUGAACAUCAAUUCUACGACAACGGCAAUGAGAUGGACGAAAAUGAUGGCUUAAGAAAUGAAGAUGAGACUGAAGAGGAUGGUGAUAAUCUAAAUCACAAUGAUAUCAAAUGGAGAACUAGGUUAGAUAGUGAUAUUCGAUAUGAAAUGGAAAUACGGGACAAUGCCCUCUAUGAGGAAGACAAUAUUGAUGAUUGGUUAUUCGUUAAUGAGGGCGAAAACGAAUAUCAAGAGCAACUAAACAAAGAGAAAGCCACCAAUGAUGAAGUAUCCAAUAACCCGAGCAUAUUACAUAAUGAUUCUGAAGUAAUACCAGAAAAUAAUGAUAAAAUAGUUCAGGACGAGGAAACUUUUGCUAACCAAGAGACUACCAGUGUUGUUAGAAAUAAUAUAUCGGCCACAGUAGCUGAGACGACAACUACUACCAUUGAAUUUUCAACACCUGAAAAAUUAAAUGAAAAUUCAUCUGUUACUACUGAUAACGCCAUAUUAACACGGUAUGAAAUUUCUACGAUUUCGCCAUCAACUUCAACAGAGACAUCAAAGACGAUAAUUUCAUAUAGUGCAACGAAUGAUCAAAGUACUGUACCUAUGAUCACGAUAGAAUCUGCAAACGAUGAUAAUUAA